Messenger RNA from Triplophysa rosa, 3981 nucleotides. It is a transcript of the gene cast, whose product is annotated as calpastatin. Gene Ontology annotation, cellular component: cytoplasm. NCBI's taxonomy places the organism in Eukaryota, Metazoa, Chordata, Actinopteri, Cypriniformes, Nemacheilidae. The coding region runs from base 178 to 2751 and encodes 857 amino acids. Gene Ontology annotation, molecular function: calcium-dependent cysteine-type endopeptidase inhibitor activity. The transcript is spliced from 32 exons. The record is from RefSeq and is a predicted model, not a curated record.
AACGAUUACAUUGCAACGAGAUGGCAAAGAUAAACCGCCCUAAAAUAUCUGCGCUCUUAUCUGGUACCCGCGUUCACGGGAGGGGCUUUAUCUGAGUGAAUAAACAGGACACCGGACAUAAAUGAAAGACUCUUGAACAACGCAGGGACAUAAAGCUUUUCCAAGUCGAUUUGCGCCAUGGCGUUCGCCGCGUACUGGAUGAUGCUCACAGGUGACACGCCUCAACAUGUCCCUCAAACCUCAAGAUUUCAGUCUCAGCAGGUCACACCCACCUCAACACCAAAGGUCUCCACAGUGAAACCUGCACAAUAUGAGAAAGGAUCCACGCAAUCCGCCACGGCUGUCAAACCUGGCACCACCCCUCCGUCAGGAGCUGGAGGGGCUGUUGGUACCACCACCACGCAGAAAGGAACUACUCAAGUCACACAACAGGCCACAGUCCCUAAACCCACACCUCCCUCCUCGGCUAAAAUCCCACCUGUGAGUUCUGGAACCAAGGGCACGACCGUUGGAGCAGGUACCAAGCCCACAGUCCCCGCAAAGGCUCAGAGUACAAUUCCUCAAUCCAAAUCGGGACCUGUUAAGGUAGAGCCGGCUGUCAAGAAACCCUCAGCCUCAACCGGUUUACCUGGAAGUGGCCUAAAGGAGAAGAGUGGCCAAAAGGUUCAAGUGGAAGUAGGCCCAUCAGCUCCACAAUGCAGUGCAGAGGUUGAUCCGUUUGAUGCUCUGAGUGACACUUUACCAUCAUCACAGCCUGUAGCUCCUAAAGUCCCAAAAUACACUGGACCAGAAGUCAGAGAGGGCAAUAUUAAAACGGAGAAGGCUGUUUUGGUUGGGGAGAGAGAAAGUACACUGCCACCUGGAUACAGAUGGGAAGACCUGGAAAAGAAGAAACCCGCUGGGGUUCCAGAGAAACCUAAAGAAGUUCCCAAGCCUAUAAGCACAGACGAGGCGUUGGAGUCUCUCUCUGCUGGGUUUGUGUCUGCACCUCCUCCAAGCGCUCCUAAGAAAACAGAGCUGAAAACGGAAACUGUAGGUGCAGUUGAUGCCAAAUCAGCUGGCUUCUCCAACUUUGCCCCCCCUCCACCUUCUCAGCAGAAACAACAGGCAACAACCCAACCUGGUACCAAAUCUCCUGCGCCACCUGCUGACAAGAAAGCCAAGAUAGAGAAGCCUGGUGAAAACUCCUCUUUGGCGGCAGGCAAGAGUUCAGCUCCUGCACAGCCUGCUAAACCAAAGACAGAUGUGCCCGACAGCUCCAUGUCAACAGAUGCUCUCAGCGCUUUGGGCGACAUGCUGGGUGAUCCAGAACCCCCGAAAAAACAACCUGAACUUAAACCUGGACAGAUAGUUGAUGAGAAGAAAGCGACAUCGGAGAAGGGUGUGCGUGUUGGGGAGAGAGAUGAUACCCUCCCACCAGAUUACAGAUUCUCAGAGGAAGAGCUGAAAAAAUUUCCGCCUCCUCCAAAAGAGCCCUCAUUAGACACAGAUGAAGCGCUGGACAUUCUUUCUGGAGGUUUCACGACCCCCACGGCAGCACCUGUUGUUAAGGCCGCUGUUCCUCCUAGUGCACCUUGUGCACAGGGAAAGAAAUCUGCUGGGGUUCCUGAGAAGGCUAAAAAUGUUCCCAAGGUGGAUGAAUUGUCAGCACUAGACACUCUGGAUGGUGAUUUUGUGGCACCAGCAAAGACUGCUCAUAAGGUUUCUUCAGGAGUUCCUCCAGCCCCCAAGCAAAAACAACAGACAGAUGAGGAUGCUUUUGACACUUUGGGGGACAUGCUGGGGGCACCAGAACCACCAAAAAAACAACCUGAACUCAAACCUAAAGAUAUUGUUCAUGAAGACAAUGUGACAUCAAAGAAGGGUGUGCGUGUUGGGGAUAGAGAGGACACACUUCCACCAGAUUACAGGUUCUCAGAAGAAGAACUCAAAAAAUAUCCUCCUCCUCCAAAAGAGCCUUCCUUAAACACUGAUGAUGCGCUGGAUCUUCUGUCUGGUGAUUUUGAGAGCCCCUCUGCACCACCUGCUGCCAAGCUUCCUGUUUGUACUGCUGUCAAACCUCCUGCUACGCCUUCAGAUGAUUUCGCUUUAGAGGCUCUUGCAGAUGAUUUUGUGGCUCCUUCUUCUGCAUCUAAAGUCCAGUGCGCUGUCACAGCCCCCACACAUACAGAAAGACAGUUGUCAGAAGGUUCAGCUUUGGAUGCUCUGUCAGACACUCUGGCAGACAUAAAACCCCCCACUAAACCCGAACCUGCCUUGCCUAAAGUCAUUGUCAAGGAAAAAGAUGUUGUGGAGGAGAGAAUAAGUAAGCCAGGAGAGCGAGACGACAGCCUUCCACCUGACCAGCGGUUCUCAGAGGCAGACAAGAAGGCAUUUGCAGAAGCAAAGGACAAAUGCGUCAAACCAAAGCAGGACUCAAUGGAUGAUACAUCAGCCCUAGACUUGCUGUCCAGCGAGUUCUCUUCAGUACCCAGAGUGAAAGCAUCUGCACCUGAGACGCACACCUUCACUCCUGAACCAGUACCCCCAACCCACACGGCACCAGGUCCAGCUUUAGAUGAACUGGCAGACAAGCUGAUUCCCAACCUGGAGAAAGGCAAAGACAGCAAAGCUAAGGGGAAGGGGGGGAAGGCUAAGUCUAAAUCAAAGCAGAAACAGUCCGGAGACGAUUCCUCCGCAGUGGAGCAUCUGUCCGGUCAACUGUCCACAAACGUAGUGCCUUCAUCUUCCACGAAGGGUGGAAAGAGAUAGAUCCGUUUACAUUGGUUUGCAUACUCAUCCCUAAAACAAGAAACGGAGCUGCUUGGUGGAUGUGGAAAAAAACAAAAAAGUAUAACUGCACAUAGACACUUAUUCAUGUAUUUCCCUCUUUAUUCCUGAAGAAAAGCAAAAAUAAAUAUAAUGAUCUUUUAUCGCCUUGUGACUGAUAGAGCAUUUCUACACCCAGUUGGUUCUGAUGAGGAGCAAAAGCAACAUUCAGCAUAGUAAUCGAUUAUGAGCAUGAUGCUUUUGAUAUAAAUAAUCCCCCAUUCAAAUAUCAUGCCAUAUGCAUCCUCCUCGCCACACGCUUUUUCUUUUUGUCAUUGGGUAUCGCUGCAGUUUUCUGUUUGUAGAGAUGAAAGUAUUGCUGUUUGAAAAUCUGCGGAGACGGUGUACACUGUACAGAAAUGUCAUUGUAGGUAAUGAAUUCCUUCAGCGUUUACAGUACAGGAGUGACAGUAGAUUAUCUUCAUUUUGAUACCUUUUGAAUGCUGUUGUGUAUCUGUUUUAUGACACUAAUUCAAAAAGCUUUGUGUGCGAGUUGUUUUUUUCCGGUUUGUUGUUUCAGAAAGGUUUCCUGAAGUGCACUUAAAAUGAUUAUUUUCCAUCUCUCUGCAAAAAACAAGAUUUUUAUAAACACUAAUUGACUUGCGUGCCUAAGGUUUUCACAGAAAGCCUUGGAAAAUUGAAAAGAUUGUGUACUUGUGCAAUUUCCUGUUGCCCAUGUUUUUUAUUUCGUUUAAUCAAAAUAACUGAUGUCUAAAGCACAAGGGUUUAGCAAACGUAUUUUUCGAAACCACUAAUAAGUUCACAGGUGUUGCAUUAGAUGUGGUGGGUUAAGUCAGAAUCUUUCGCUUUCAUUUUAACUCACAUGUGUUGGUUUAAGGGCUACCGCAACGUUACAGUUUUGCUCAACAGCAGGAAGGACACGCUCAUUGUUCGAUGCUUUGAAAUGUUUGAAUAACUUCCAUAGCUGACUGUAAAGACGACCCUUAAACGCAAUAGUGUCUUCCAGAAAACAGGUCACAUCCUACUUGCAAAAGGUUCUACGGAUGAAGAAAGCUUUUUUCAAAGUCUUCCAAAAAAAAAAAAAAAACGUGUAAAAUGGUAUUUUCAAGAAGGGAUUUUUACUUCUAAAGAUUUAAACAAAUGAAAUCAUAGCUAUGUUCUUUCAGGUUUGUUAUCGUGGAAUGUAUGUGCAAAUAAAGAUGUAGUGAUGUA